This is a messenger RNA of Macroventuria anomochaeta, 793 nucleotides long. RefSeq lists its product as uncharacterized. NCBI's taxonomy places the organism in Eukaryota, Fungi, Ascomycota, Dothideomycetes, Pleosporales, Didymellaceae. The transcript has a single exon. The coding region runs from base 122 to 730 and encodes 202 amino acids. The record is from RefSeq and is a predicted model, not a curated record.
ACCAAGACCAUCUCGCUGCGCUCUGUCACACUACAAGGCUCACAACUACGCUCUGCUGCGCAUCAGUUGUCUUGUGCAGUACCGUCUCAAAGCCCACUAGCCAUCUGGUCGGCGCUACUAGAUGACGCACUGCAGGUGUAGGCGCCGCGACGACAGCAGCAGUGACAGGGACUCAGAAGACGAUGCAGAAUCGUUCCUUCCUGCUGGAGGGUUGCCGUCUCUACCACAGCUAACGGACAAGGCCAAUGUCUACUCGGGCUGCUGUCUCGCCCUCAGCGCACCCCUCGUCGCCCACGUGCACUCGCUCCUUCCGCCCCCGCCAGCCCUGACGCUCUCCAUCGGCAGCGGCUUCGGCCUGCUCGAAGCACUCCUCAUCGCGCCGCCCUACGCUUCCAACAUAAUCGGCGUCGAGGUCGAGCCGAGUGCCAACACAUACUUGUCUGCGCCACACCAUCGCAUCGUAUAUGGGACGCGCUUCCUCGAACCGCUCGCAGCACAAGCCACCGGGUGGCUGUUCGUCUAUCCACGGCGCGUCGGUCUUGUCGGCGAGUAUGUGGCAGCCUAUGGACGCGACAGGGUCAACACAAUUAUCUGGGUAGGGCCACAGGCUGAUUGGGAUGACUACCAGGGCUGUUUCGCUGCGGGCUGGGAGGUGCAAACACAAGGCGCAGAUGCAGUAGGCGGUAAAGCAUGGGAGCUGAUUGCUAUUGCAAGGAAAGUGCCAGCAUGAUAUUGCGUCAUUUGUCUCUCGAUGGAAGGCGUCAGGUUGCUCAAAAGGUGAUCACAUCAUGGU